This is a messenger RNA of Linum trigynum, 1748 nucleotides long. Lineage: Eukaryota; Viridiplantae; Streptophyta; Magnoliopsida; Malpighiales; Linaceae. The record is from the annotation of a GenBank genome assembly.
UAAAAGGGCUGCACUAUGCAAAUCCUAUCCAUCCCAACGGCGCAAUGGACUCUUCCCCACUCGCAUUGAUUUUCACCAGUUCUGUCUUGCUCAUAUUCUUCCUCCACAAAAUCUUCCGGCAGAGAAAUCAAAACCCCUCCGCCGCAGCUCCACCUCCGCCUCCAGGUCCCAGAAAACUCCCCAUCAUCGGAAACCUCCAUCAGCUCGUCGGCAGCUCCCAGCUCCCGCCCCACCUUCUCCGCGACCUCGCAACCCAAUACGGCGGCGUUAUGAGCCUCCAGCUGGGGCAAGUCCCAAACGUGGUCAUCUCCUCCGCCGAAUCCGCAAAAGAAAUGAUGAAAACCCACGACGUCGUAUUCUCCGAUCGCCCUUUCAACAUUGCCGCCCAGAUCUUAACCUACGACUUCACCGACAUCAUUUUCGCCCCCCACGGCCCUUACUGGCGGCAGCUCCGCAAGAUUUGCGCCCUGGAGCUGCUCAACCAGAACCGGGUCAAAUCGUUCGACUCGACCCGGUUGGAAGAGGUGUCCAACGCUGUGGCCGCCGUCUCUGCUUCGGCAGGGCGGAAAUUCAACUUCAGCCGCAUGCUCUUCUCCCUGACCAGCGGGAUCGUGUCGAGGGCAGCUUUCGGGAGGAAAUACAAAGGGCACGACGAGUUCCUUCUGGUGAUUGAUGAGUUGGGUCGGUUAGGCGGUGGGUUUAGCCUGGCCGACUUCUUUCCUUCUCUGAAAUUGCUUCACGUAUUGGGUGGGACGAAGUCGCAGAUCCUCAGGCUCAGAAAUGAAGCUGAUCGGAUGCUGGACGGCAUAAUCUCCGACCACCGCAACAAUUCCCGACGGGAGGAGGCGGCGGUGGAUGAUUUGGUCGAUGUUCUUUUGAAGGUUCAGGGUAAUGGCGAAUUCGACAUCCCCCUCUCAGAUGACAACAUCAAAGCAGUCAUUCUGGACAUAUUUGGUGCGGGGAGCGAUACGGCAGCAACUGCUCUGGAGUGGGCAAUGUCAGAGAUGGUGAAAAAUCCAAAAAUUCUACAAAAAGCACAAACAGAAGUACGAGAAGUUUUCAGAUUGAAGGGAGACGUCGACAUUGCAUUGCUUGGUGAACUGCAUUACUUAAAGUUGGUGAUUAAGGAGACGCUAAGACUACAUCCUCCCGGUCCUUUCUUGGUUCGAAUGUGUAACGAGGACUGUGUUAUCAAUGGGUUUGAAAUCAAGGCGAAAACGACAGUACUUGUGAACUCGUGGGCUAUAGGAAGGGAUCCGAAGUUUUGGGAGGAUCCGGAAGAAUUUCGUCCCGAAAGGUUUUUCGACAAUUCAAUUGAUUUUAAAGGGCUGAAUUUCGAAUUCCUUCCAUUCGGUGCUGGACGGAGGAUAUGUCCGGGGAUAGAUUUUGCGACGGCGACUAUUGAAAUAACAUUAGCCAAGCUUUUGUACCAUUUCGACUUGAAGCCACCGAAUGGAGUUAAAGCAGAGGAACUGGACAUGACAGAGGCAUAUGGAGGGGUGAUGAAGAGGAAAAAUAGCCUCAAACUGAUCCCAACUCCAUACCACAAAUAUUAGGCUCUUCAUUUACAAGUUUAGGUGGGAGUUAUUGUUUGGAAAUUAAAUUUGUAUUCCAUAUAUAACAUGGUGGGCUCGGUUUAUAACAAGACUAUUGUGGGACAACUGGUUUGUUUGUUCCUGCUUUUGUAAUGAAUAAUUUUUUUUUUUUUUUUUUGCCAAAGACUUUUGUAAUGAAUAAUUGGAAGUAGU